This is a messenger RNA of Prunus dulcis (almond), 1187 nucleotides long. Its product is annotated as thiamine phosphate phosphatase-like protein. Lineage: Eukaryota; Viridiplantae; Streptophyta; Magnoliopsida; Rosales; Rosaceae. Gene Ontology annotation, molecular function: phosphatase activity. The coding region runs from base 138 to 911 and encodes 257 amino acids. The transcript is spliced from 4 exons. The record is from RefSeq and is a predicted model, not a curated record.
UAAUUAAUUAGUUAUUUAUUUUUUAACAACAACAAACACAGAAGCCGUCACCAAACGCCGUCGCUUAACUCUUGAUUUACAGUUGGCGCGUUCAGCUGCUUACCGUGAACAGAUUUUCUUGGCCGGCGGGGCUCGUAAUGGCGGGAAUAGUGGUGGUUUUUGACUUUGACCGAACCCUAAUCGACGGUGACAGUGAUAGCUGGGUCGUUGCGGAGAUGGGUCUCACUCAGCUCUUCAAUGAGCUUCGCUCUACUUUGCCAUGGAACAAACUCAUGGAUAGAAUGAUGGAGGAGCUGCAUUUGCAAGGAAAAAGUUCUGUGGAUAUUAAAGAGUGCCUCAAAAGAAUUCCAAUGCAUCUAGGGGUAAUUGCAGCUAUUAAGUCAGCUCAAGCUUCAGGAUGUGAUUUGAGGAUUAUUAGCGAUGCAAAUCAGUUUUUUAUUGAGACAAUCUUAGAAUGUCAUGGUUUGUUAGGAUCCUUCUCACAGAUUGUCACAAAUCCAAGCAUUGUUGAUGGAGAUGGAAGACUCAGGAUUUUUCCGUACCAUGAUGUAGGCUCACCUUCUCAUGGUUGCAAUUUAUGCCCUUCAAAUUUGUGCAAGGGUGUGGUGAUUGAUCAAAUCCGAGCGUCUGUUUCUGCCAAUGGGAGGAAAAUAUAUAUCUACCUAGGAGAUGGGAGAAAUGAUUUUUGCCCAACUUUAAGGCUUGUAGAAGGAGACCAUGUAAUGCCAAGGAAGGACUAUGCUCUAUCGAAGCGCAUUUACAGCAACCGAAUGCUUAUCAAGGCUGACAUCCAUGAAUGGAGUGAUGGAGAGGAGCUUGGGAAGAUAUUGCUUCACCUCAUCCACAGAAUUUCUACUGAAGAAAUUAAUUGUAGUGACCUCAGUCAGCUGAACUCAUCUGACCACAUAUGACAGACAAUGCCUGAUGAAAUACUCCCUCAAACUCUCCCUGUUCGUCACUAGCAAUCGAAGGCGGAAAUUACUUUCUGAUAGAAUUUUUUUCCUGUGACUUAAAUUUAAGCAACACAGAUUUGAAUGUAUUUUUUACCAUUACUAUUAGACUGUUGCUUCUGAUCAAAUUAGAGUGGCUUGUGAGUGUUGAGAAACCCACAAUUUUUCGGUCUCUAACUGAGUUUAGGAACUCUUUUCUUUUGUAGUGUUGGACGGUACGCAUUUUUUGGAUAAGCU